This is a messenger RNA of Naegleria fowleri, 1209 nucleotides long. RefSeq lists its product as uncharacterized. NCBI's taxonomy places the organism in Eukaryota, Heterolobosea, Eutetramitea, Acrasida, Naegleriidae. Bases 1 to 1209 code for a protein of 402 amino acids. The transcript has a single exon. The record is from RefSeq and is a predicted model, not a curated record.
AUGCUUGAAGUUCAAGACAAGAAAAAUCCAUCUCUAGCCUCAACUGUAACAUAUCCACUCACAAAACAAAAACUGAAAAUGGCUGACAAAGCUUUAAGUGCAGAGAGGAAAUUGACAAAAUUCGAAAAUAUUAUUUUGAAGGAAGAAGAAAAUGAGAAGGCAACAAAACUUUUCUUGUUCACCUUAAUUAAGAAGGGCAAGUUUAUAACAGUCUUAAACGUUGCGGAGGGAGAGUUUGACUUGAGUUUGCAGCAACAAAUGAAAAUCCGCAACAUAUUCACUGAAAAUCCGCAACAUGUAGUGUCUUACUUUGGGUUGAGUGGAAAAUUGUCAUUAUCACACCAAAUAUCUCCUCAAAAGCAAAUGAUUACUCUCGACAAAACAGACACACUUUCUGAGGGUACAACCAAAUCUGAAAAAUUAGUGGAUAACGCAGAACAUCCAAACAAGGAAGAGAAAGAAAAUAACAUCGAUCAUGACUAUGCCUCUGAUGCAACGGAUGACACCAUUGAAUAUGUCGUUCUUAAUCAUUCACGCCAUUUCGAAUCUAAUAUUUAUUUAAAAACAGAAGAUCCUCCAUAUAAUCAUUAUGACGGAUCUGGAGAGGAGAGCGAAAAGGAGCCCAUAAAACACAGCACAGAAUUCCACACCAAUGCUGCCUAUCAACAGACCUCACUAUCCGAAAUUAGUACGAUUUCUAAUCCUUCCUUAGCUGAUCAAAGCACAACUGAUUCUCACCAAAUUGCUGAUUUGUCACGAAUUGAAAAAGUCGAGGAAGUAUGCAACGAUAGUAUUGAGCCUGUACUUCUCGCAACAGAACAACCUCCACUCGAAACGCAGAAAUGUCAACACAUGAGCGACACUGUUUAUUCACACCUUGGAACGCCCCAUGAACCUAACAAUGAAGUUUAUCCUCCAUCACCAAAGUACUCUGAAAGAGAUGAGAAAGAAACAGCAGAUCCCUCCUCUCUUCAAGAUCAUCACGAUUUUUCAUUCUCUUACACUGAUCCUUAUGACGAAUUUUCGCCAAAACCCUCAGUGAAAUCCAACAAUCCUUCAACAACACACCAAAAUGUUACUGCUGCUACCACCCCAAGAGCCACUCAUCUCGAAUCUUCUCCUCCUUCUCAACGAUCCUCACAUUCACGUUCCUCAUCCUCUGAUUCCUCGUUCAGCUCACUGAGUUCUGACUUUGAGGAAGCAGCAUAG